UUGAAAUGUCGUGAAUCCGAGUAUCUCAAGUUCUUUCCCAAGAACUUUCCUUAGACGCGCACUGUCAGUCUCAUUAAUGGCAUCAGUUCGCGUUAUCCCUCCCAGUUGCCAAAUGUCAAAACGUCCAUCGAUGGUAACCAGCACGGUGGUCAAAACUUAUAUCGGUCUUGACAUGAAUGACUUCCUAGCGAUUUAUCCGGUUUUUAUGGUUUCAGAUUGACAGAACUUUCACAUUCACUUAACGCCCCCAUCAUCAUACCUUGGUGACUCGUCGCACGAUCAGCGCUUGCGCUUUCUGUCAACGCACAGCACAAGUUUUAAAUUCGACUCAAGUUCCCCUCCUAGUGCGGCUCCAGCGAGGUCAACACUACACUCUUCUUCCAGCUCUCGGAGUAGACAGGCAAGACUACGAUGGACGCCGACCUUUUCUGCCAUGCCCAUGAUAUGACUUUUGGCCCCAACACGAGCUUUAACGUCGUAGGGCGCGAUGUAGUCCACAACUAUUUUACCUGUGUUUGCCGCCGUAAUGGCCAACUUGAAGCUCGACGCGAAAGCGAGUCCUCGAAAGCUAUGACGCUAUCCAGCGCUUUCAAGGAACGACUCGGAGCCAAGAAAGACGGAAUUGAAGUGAUUAAACGAGCGAAAGUAAUCAUGCGGGAAGAAGUCUCUUCGAAGUGUUUAGUUGUUCGCCUCAAACAGACGAACCCUUUUCGACCGCGCGUGGUAGAAGUUAGAAGAACGGUUCAGCUUGCAGAGAUCGCGGGUAAAAAUCCCGAUAAAAGGUUCACAGUCGUCACUUUGGAGUCUGAAGAUCCGAAUCCGAAUACCCUUAGGGAUCAAGAAAUAUGGAAGUUAUGGAAACGAGUGUAUGAGCACUUGUUAGCUCACCAGAGGUCAUACUUCCCCCAAUUAUUUGGAUUGUACCAAUCGUCAAACCCGGCCAUGAUUUUCCACGAGGAACUUGUUGUUGGGGAUAAAAUAAUUGACGAGCAUGUGAGAACGCCGAUUGUACGUGUAUACCUAUUGUAUAUCCAUAUUACUUCAUGCCGUGCUCUAUUUGAAGACGGCGUUCUGAAGAGGUCCUCGAUUCCAUUUUCGGACCAAUAUAGCGACUGGGUUUUCAACCUGAAUACUUGUUCAUGGAUAUACGACAUUACAUCUAUUACUCUCUCCAACACAGAAAUCGAGGCCCCGAGCGUCUUCUUCGACAAUCCACCGUCACUUCCACACGCCUGCAAGCCAAAACUCGAUUGCAAAGAGAUAGUCGGCGCUGUUGGGCCUGACUACCUGCGUUUUGUCUCAACUAUCAAGUUGAAGAUAAACGUCAAAGACCUAACUGAAUUUCUUCGCCAAGGAUAUUUGACAUUUGGUGCUGUUGUUGACCGCAGGAAACCUGGAAUUCUCGCUCAUUUCCCUUUCGUUCCAUCUCCUGGGUGGUACCACAAAAGCAUGAAUCCGGAUAUCCAAGCCACGUUUUCAGAAUCAGUACCUUCGCGCCUUGAUCUCAAAUUCAAUGUGAAGAAGGAUUCCGUACGACUAAAUCUCCGCUUUUCCCUACGACUAACGCCAGACGACCGACACCGGCUCCGGGUCGCCUACCUUGCUCAAUCACUCUCUGUCCAUAAAAACGGUAUCAGGCGAUCUGAUCUUGUGUUCAUCGAGGAGAUUCGAUUCAAACUGGCCGGAAACUUUGUGAGGGGUCGACCAUCGGCAUACCUAUUUGUCCCGCCUCCGCCAAUUGAAUUGACCCAUGGCGUUCAAUCCACUCGGUGGCCAUUAGCCGCCCCGUUUUACUAUUGGUCGUUUGAUCCCGAAGGAAAGGAUUCGAUCCCAAAAGAAGAUUGGCAUCAGUAUGGGAUUCCGGAACUCAAACUCAAAGAAGCAUGGGUAGGGUCCAGCUGGCCGGAGGAGUUGUAUGACGCGGCUCGGGACUAUUUGGUGCUGAACAACUAUGAACUGGAUGGGGAACGGUUCGCGAGAGAGAAUGGGUGCCCAAUGUUGAUCAAAGGUGAUCCUCACGCCUCGGUAUGAAAAUCAAGAUAUUUCUGAGUGGGUAUUAUAUGUAUUCAAUCGGAGAGGAGAACACUGGGCUACGUAGGACGUGAUAAUGCCCAGUGAAUCUGUCUGGACGACGAUAAACGUCCGGAUACACCCACACCAGAGUCAUCGCAACGAAUGAUUCGACUCCCUGGACUAGUGGCAGCCGCGAGCGCUAUCUGGUUCAGUGCCGGGUCGACAAGUAUAGCGUGCGGGACGCGAUUCCCGACGCUAUCAAGUGUGGCUGAAGGGAGCAGUUGGCCGAAUUUAGGAAAGGCGGUCUUUUGUAUCGACAUGCAUUUGGAUUUUUUAAACCUCCUUUAAUUGGUAUCUUGCUACAGAUUUAUCCAGUUGCCUGAUUUUAUCUUGAAACCUUGGCAACUUUGCGACACAGGAGCAGCUUUCGUCCCGCAUGCUACCCUAUGAGUGGUUAACACAGACACAGAAUGUUCAAUAACGCCUGUUCCGUAUACGUCACCGCUAUCUUUCCUUUCCCUUUCUCUGUUCGUCUGCCUUAAAAUGCUCUCCAUCCACAUCUAAAGCCUCGGAGAAUAUCAGUCCCAUCAUGGGCAAACCCAAAGAGCGAGCGAAAUCCGUCGUCAAGGGAUCGAAACCCAUCUUCUCUUCCCAUACUCAGAUGUCGUUACUGUCAGAGGUCGUGGUACAGGAGCAAGUGCAGAACAAGGGGGUCCCAUACGUUAACUGUGCGGCAUGACGAAUUGCCCGUCUGGAUCCAAGAACCAGUAGUACUGCUUCUUCCCUAACAUUCAAGUGUCUCUGUCCGAAAAAUCAUCCGCAAGUCGUGGUGGAGAGUGCAGGUAAAGGUAAUGUGUUGGUCAUGGGGAAUCGCGACAUGAUCCGUCAACCAGUGCUACGUCAGCCGCAUAGAAACAGGAAGGUGAUCUUGCACGCACCAUGUCAAUAUGACCCUUUUAUCUUUCGGUAUAUUCAGCGUACUGAGAACGCGGAUAACCAGCUCAUGAUCAUCCAUGAUCCUUACAGCGGUUUGCAGAACGUAGGGCGCGAGCGGGUUUUUUCCCCGCG
Marasmius oreades (fairy-ring Marasmius) is the source of this 3081-nucleotide messenger RNA. RefSeq lists its product as uncharacterized. The transcript is spliced from 11 exons. Bases 412 to 2031 code for a protein of 539 amino acids. Lineage: Eukaryota; Fungi; Basidiomycota; Agaricomycetes; Agaricales; Marasmiaceae. The record is from RefSeq and is a predicted model, not a curated record.